Molecule: messenger RNA, 879 nt
Organism: Glycine soja
Lineage: Eukaryota; Viridiplantae; Streptophyta; Magnoliopsida; Fabales; Fabaceae
Exons: 2
Coding region: 1-879 (292 amino acids)
Molecular function (GO): nucleic acid binding; zinc ion binding
Source: RefSeq, a predicted model, not a curated record
AUGAUGGUGAACUAUCACGGAGUUUAUAACUUUGCACAGUUGCCUAACAUGUACAAAGUCUUUUACGAGGAUCAGAGGGAGAAAGUAGCAUUCUACAAGAAUGCCAAUGCUAGUCAUGGGAAAGAGAAGAAGCAUAUGACUCAUAGUCGUGUUAAGUUGUAUGUUGUCCCUUUUGGGCAAUAUGGCCACCACUUUGGGGGACAGAGGACUGGUGGAUCCCAGCUUUCCGGUAAGGGAUUUCAACCUAUUGGUGGAAGUUCUCAUCCAGCUAACAGAGUAUCUCAGUCUGCUGGUAGUGGUGGUGGUGGUGGUGCUCCUACUACACUUUCUACGCCAUCUAGGUGUGCUAAGUGCAGUAAGAUUGGUCAUUUUGCUCGUGAUUGCCCAGACAGUGACAUGACUUGUUUUAACUAUCGAGGUGCCACAAAUUUGUUUAUUUCUCGUGUUCGUAUUGAAAAACUUGUUUUGCUAGUGUCUUAUUUGAAAUUUGACUUGACUAUGGAUACACCUACUAGUGUGUCUAUUUUAACUUCUGAUGUGUGCUUGCAAUGUCCUGUCUUGAUUUCUGAUAGACGGUUUCUAGUUGACUUCGUUGUGCUACCCUUAAGUCAGGUUGAUGUUAUUCUUUGUAUGGACCGAUUAUCUUCCAACCAUGUCUUGCUAAAUUGUUUUGAGAAAUUUGUUGUCUUUCUUGAGUUUGGCGUGAGUGAUGGUGAUGAGUUUUUAUCUGCUAACCAAGUUAAGGCAUCUUUGAGAGAGGAUGCACAGGUAUACAUGAUCCAAGCUAGCAUGAGUGUUGAGACCAAGACCCUUGUGAAUGAUAUACCCAUGGUGAGGGAGUUUCUUAAGGUGUUUGGGUUACCACCUGAGAGAGUUUGA